AUGGUUUCAUCAGACUUUUCUCCUACAGCACCACCAGUUUUUAAUGGUGAGGGGUUCCACAUAUGGGUUGUCAAAAUGAGAACUUACCUACAGGCCUUUGAUCUGUGGGAAGUGGUGAACACAGAUGCUGAGCCUGUUCCACUUAGAGCCAACCCCACGGUAGCCCAAAUCAGGCAACAUGCAGAUGAGAGAACCAAAAGGCACAAGGCCAUGUCAUGCAUUCAAAACUGUGUUUUUGAUGUUAUUUUCACCAGAAUCAUGGCUUGUGAGACUCCCAAGCAAGCCUGGGACAAGCUCAAGGAGGAGUUCCAAGGCACUGAAAGAACUAGGCAGCAGCAGUUACUAAACUUGAGAAGAGAUUUUGAAAAUCUCAAGAUGAAGGAAGAAGAGACAGUAAAACAGUACUCAGACAGGAUAAUGGCUGUGGUCAACAGCAUAAGAUUGCUAGGAGAACAGUUCAAUGAGGCAAAAAUUGUGGAGAAGGUGCUCUCAACAUUGCCUGAAAGAUAUAAGGCAAAGAUCUCAUCCUUAGAGGAUUCGAGAGACCUGGCAACCAUCUCUCUAACAGAGCUCAUUAAUGCUCUUUAUGCUCAGGAACAAAGGAGAGCCAGUAGAAUGGAGGAGCACCAGGAGGGAGCUUUUCAAGCCAAAGCUAAAGCAACCUCAAGUACCACUGCCUAUAAGGGCAAGAAGAACUGGAAAAACAAGCCUAAGCCUGAUGCUGCAAGAGGAGGAGAUCGACUCUGCAGAUUUUGCAAAAGACCUGGUCAUCCAGAGGCCAGAUGCUGGUUCAGACCAGAUGCUGUGUGUCAACACUGCAAAAAGAAAGGCCAUGUUGAAAGGGUCUGCAAAGAAAAAGGCAGACCUGGCCAAAACCAACAACACAAGGCUGAAGCUCGGGUAGCUGAAGAAGGCAGUGAUAAUGAGGAGCAGGUCUUUGCGGUCUCCUCGCUCACCGCCGUAAGAAAGACUUAA
Gossypium arboreum is the source of this 975-nucleotide messenger RNA. RefSeq lists its product as uncharacterized. Gene Ontology annotation, molecular function: nucleic acid binding; zinc ion binding. Lineage: Eukaryota; Viridiplantae; Streptophyta; Magnoliopsida; Malvales; Malvaceae. The transcript has a single exon. The coding region runs from base 1 to 975 and encodes 324 amino acids. The record is from RefSeq and is a predicted model, not a curated record.